Molecule: messenger RNA, 1388 nt
Organism: Scomber japonicus (chub mackerel)
Lineage: Eukaryota; Metazoa; Chordata; Actinopteri; Scombriformes; Scombridae
Product: ras-related protein Rab-14-like
Exons: 8
Coding region: 137-784 (215 amino acids)
Biological process (GO): defense response to bacterium; phagosome maturation; Golgi to endosome transport
Cellular component (GO): recycling endosome; Golgi apparatus; trans-Golgi network
Molecular function (GO): GTP binding; GTPase activity
Source: RefSeq, a predicted model, not a curated record
GAGAAGAAGAAUCGCGGAAGAGGAGAAAGCUUUCUGUGACGGCUCAGCAGCAAAGCUAACAAGCUAACCAGCUAGCAGAGAUAAUAUCUGACCUCCCGUUUACCGAGCAGACAGACAUCCAGACUGAAGCUUCAAGAUGACAGCAGCACCUUACAACUACUCCUACAUCUUUAAAUAUAUCAUCAUAGGUGAUAUGGGAGUAGGGAAGUCUUGUCUGCUGCACCAGUUCACAGAGAAGAAAUUCAUGGCCGACUGUCCUCACACCAUCGGGGUGGAGUUCGGUACGAGGAUCAUGGAGGUCCACGGUCAGAAGGUGAAGCUGCAGAUCUGGGACACGGCCGGUCAGGAACGGUUCAGGGCCGUCACCCGGUCCUACUACAGGGGGGCCGCCGGGGCCCUCAUGGUCUAUGACAUCACCAGGAGAAGUACUUACAACCACCUGAGCAGCUGGUUGACGGACGCCAGAAACCUGACCAAUCCAAACACAGUGAUCAUCCUGAUCGGUAACAAGGCCGACCUGGAGGCUCAGAGAGACGUGACGUACGAGGAGGCCAAACAGUUUGCUGAGGAGAACGGUUUGCUGUUUCUAGAGGCCAGCGCUAAAACAGGGGAGAAUGUGGAGGAGGCCUUCCUUGAGGCAGCAAAGAGGAUUUACCAGAACAUCCAGGACGGCAGUCUGGACCUGAAUGCUGCCGAGUCAGGAGUCCAGCACAAGCCAUCGGCGCCGCAGGGAGGCCGCCUCAACGCCGACAGCCAGCCGGCCAAAGAAGGCUGCAGCUGCUAACCACAGACAGAAACUACAGACCCGACAGACAGACGGACGGACAGAGACACAGACAGAUUCACACAGAACCCCUCUCCGCCUGGCACUAAUAUGCUUCUUCUAUCCAGAGUGUGUCCAACAGGAUUUAGCAGGAUUACAUCGAUUUAAUGCAGUGAUCCAGUCCAACCACCUGUGGUCAAAUCCAGACCUCAGACACCCACAGACCCAUCUAGAAACCUUCAACUAUCCAAACAUCUGUGGUCUCAUUCCAGCUCACUCACUAGUCCACUAUCCAGACCACCAUCAGCCUAUAUCCCCGCCCACUUGGCCCAAACGUCGGCCAAUCCAGACCAUUCGAAACAGCAACAGGACAGCUGUCAUCCCACCAAGACUUGACUACUCUGGACCACCGUUGGCCCGGCUCAAGCAAUAAUUAUAUAAGUUUGGGACUACACCCACAUGUCCCCAGAGACAAAUUAAGGUAGUCCAAUUUGGACCAGCCUACAGCCCAAAUCUGGACUUCACCAAAUUCAGUUCACCCCAGUUCCAAAUCUAGCAAUGGACAGUACCAGAACCCAACCAUGAACACCUUUAGCCCGCAUUCCUGGCCCAAACCUAGGCCAAU